AUGGACCUUCCGCCACCGCAGCCUGCGUGCAUCGCUCUACUGCCCGUGCUGCUCUCGCCUACCCCACGAGCGAUUCCGGGUUCGCAGUUGAGCCAACUGACUCGGUCAGCGCACCACUACCUCUCAACUCCGGUCACGUCGCCCGCCUACUUACAACCCGUCCAAGUCGACUACGAGGUCACACGGCUGAGGGAGGAAUUGACUGAAUGUACGGCCCGUCUUGGCGCCGAAUGCGUGACGUUCAGAAGCUGAUUCAGAUCUCCCUCGAUCGUGUCCCACUCGGGCCCUGGGCUGCUCCGUACUCUUCUCUUCCCAUGUCCGAAUCACACACCCCAAAACCCUCCUUCGCCCGUUCUAGCGAUCUCGGAUCCGCCCUUGGGUGACCCACUCUACGCAGCGGAUGCAUCUGCGAUCCGAGCGCUCAUUCCUAUCGGAUCAUCCUCCCUCGCCGUCGUACUCGUAUGGGAGGAAGAAUCGGUUCAUCCCUUUGGCGGCGCGUUCGCCGAUCUCGGCAACGGAUCCUCGUCUGCUUUCGCCCGUUCCGAAGAUCAGGAUGAACAAGGACUAGCCGGUUGGCGAUUCCUCACUCUCGAUCGAAUCGAUCCCGAUUCGCCAAGUGCGAAACAUUGGUCCACCGAUCUUCGAACGGCAUUGGACGGUCUAGCGCGACAACUCUCGGAAGGGGUCGUCGAGGCCGCGGGAACAGGGGGGUCGAAGAAGAAAUCGGUCGGGACGGGACCGAUGACGAUCAAGACGCCCAAGGUUCCCAUCCAGAGUCGCGAAGAAAUGGCCGAAGGGGAAGGGACGACACCGGGUGCGUAUGGUGCGCCUGAAGAUUUCUGGGAGGGAUGGGAGGAAGAAGAUGAUCAUUCCGAGGGAGGAGGAGGAGAUCACCCAUCAGGCGUACCCGGUGGUUCGGUCGGUGGGGCCUACGGUACAAGACCGCUGACUCUGGAAGAGAAGGAAGCGGCUCAAGAAUCAAGCUACUGGGAGAGCUAUGGCAGCGACGCCUCGGGGAGCGUGAUAGGAGACGACGAUGAUGCGCACGACCGCACUCGAACAAAUACCCAUCACCAAGAGUCGGACGCACAACUCUUGCCGAUGGACGCCGACGAUCCGGACUUUGCUUCCCUCUCGAGACGAGCCAGUGCUGUUGCACCAGGUUCUCCCUUCACCCGUUCACGACGAUCAUCAACCAUUCGAGGCGCGGACGCCCCGGUCGUUAUGGACGCUCUCAGACUCGCAGGAGCAAUACGGCCCAGUCCAUCCCGCACGCCGUCCAAUAUCACUUCGAGCAGUGAUGGCAUCUCCACCACAAAUGGGACCCCUCUUGCUCAAUGCCCUGAUCCCGAAGAGGAAAAGACAAUCCCAACGCUUCCUACCUCCUCACUCGUCGGCGCCGACUCGUCGCCCGACGUCGACGCCCUUAGAUUCGCACUCGCCGGGGUCUGGCAACUUUUCAGCAAAGGUAGUACCCCGGCAGAGCGGGACCUACAACGCGACACGUUCCUCCGCAUUUCAAACAUGGUUACCAAGAGCUAG
Molecule: messenger RNA, 1542 nt
Organism: Microbotryum saponariae
Lineage: Eukaryota; Fungi; Basidiomycota; Microbotryomycetes; Microbotryales; Microbotryaceae
Source: the annotation of a GenBank genome assembly